AUGUGCAUUCAUGCAACUACUUUUGGUCAAGAUUUUAUUUCCAAGUCAAUCACAUUUAAGAACACAACAGGUCCACAAGGUGAGCAAGCCGUAGCACUUUAUGUCGCUGCUACUUUUGGUCAAGAUUUUCUGGCCAAGUCAAUCACAUUUGAGAACACAACUUGUCCAGAAGGAAAGCAAGCGGUAGCACUUUAUGUCGCUGGUGACCGAUCUACUUUUUUCGAUUGUGAAAUUCGAGGAUAUCAAGACACGUUAUGUGUAGAAAAAGGUCAGAAAUUUUACCACAAUUAUUCAAUCUCCGGAACGGUUGAUUUUAUCUUCGUCCAAACCAGUUCCACCUUGAUCCAGAAUUCAAUGAUAUUGGUGAGGAAGCCUGACCCAAGACAACAAAACAUCAUAGUUGCAAGUGGCCGAUACAACAACAAUCACACUGCUAGAAUAAUACUCCAAAACCGUGUCAUCAUGCCGGACAGAGAACUUAUACCAUAUCUAUUGACGGUAAGGACUUAUUUGGCAAGGCCAUGGGGAAAUUUUUCCAGAGCUGUUUUUAUAAACAAUAAUAUUGGCAACUUUAUACAACAGGAAUGGUUUUUACCUUGGAAUCCAACUGUUCCAUAUACUGAAAACUGUUAUUUUGCUGAGUUUAACAAUAAUGGACCUGGUGCUGAUGUUAGAGGAAGAGUGAAAUGGGUAGGAGGCCUAAUUACCAAAGACGAAGCCACUCAAUUCACAGCAGAACCAUGGCUUCAUGCUAAUGCUUGGUUACCUUCCACAGGAAUUCCUUACACUCCGGGAUUUCAGACUUAA
Molecule: messenger RNA, 807 nt
Organism: Vicia villosa (hairy vetch)
Lineage: Eukaryota; Viridiplantae; Streptophyta; Magnoliopsida; Fabales; Fabaceae
Product: probable pectinesterase/pectinesterase inhibitor 44
Exons: 2
Coding region: 1-807 (268 amino acids)
Biological process (GO): cell wall modification
Molecular function (GO): pectinesterase inhibitor activity; pectinesterase activity
Source: RefSeq, a predicted model, not a curated record